Racocetra persica is the source of this 205-nucleotide messenger RNA. The record is from the annotation of a GenBank genome assembly. NCBI's taxonomy places the organism in Eukaryota, Fungi, Glomeromycota, Glomeromycetes, Diversisporales, Gigasporaceae.
AUCUAUUGAAACAAACAGAGAAGUACGAGAAUAUUUAAGAAAAAAAAUAAUCAAAAGUUUUAUUCCUAGCUGUGAAAAAUAUGAUCCUUCUAACUUAAAACAAAUAAGUGAAAAGUUGGUUGCACAUUUUGAGGGAAAAGAGAAGCUAGAAAAAGAAUUAAAAGAAAUAAAGAAAUUGUUCGAUCAGGAAGUGAAGAAAGAAUAA